AUAAUAAUUCAACUGCCAGGACGACGACGAGGGAGGGUGCGAGGGAGUGAAUAAUGUACUGCACGACGCUCGGAAGAUGCUUUUGCAGGAGGGACGCGAUGAGGGCCCUGAGUACCGGCGAGGUAUCCACCGCACUGAGGCCGUUUUACUUUACUGUCCAUCCCGAUCUGUUCGGCCAGUAUCCUACGCAGAGGACAGUGAAUGAAAAUUCUCUGAAGCAAUUAAGCUCAAUCUUAGAAACCUUACAACAAAAACAACCUAUACGGCCAACCAUUUUGCCUUUUUAUCUGCGAUCGAAGGAUGAGAAAGACGUGAAGGCUGGUAAAUUCACGCUUGUUAAAAUACAGUUGAAAGAAAAGGAUUUGAGGCAAGCGAUACUUUCCAUUUUAAAAACAUGCGAUCUACCCACGACGUUUGUCGAUAAAAUAGAGGAGCCGAAGCCUUCUGUCACAAAGCACAAAUCCAGAUUUUGGCAACGCGCAUAUUCUGGAGAAAGGAUAGACUUUUCAGAAUUGGAAGAGGAUCCUAUUUAUGCGUCGAUUAUUAUGAAACGCAAGAUUAAUGCAGAGCCAGAUACAUUGAAAGCGUAUCUAGAUAAGCACAUCAAUGAAGUACAUGUUAAACUGGAAGCAUGUAGACCAGUGAGAGAGGAGGUGGAGAAAUUGGAGAAAGUACUAUGCAGCGUGUUGGGUCUAAAGGAUAUCAUAUGGGACUGUGGUUGGAAUAUCGCUCAUUAUCGCGGCUGUUUAUUAGCCUUUCAAGCGUUAGCCGAGCAUCAUCCGGAAUCGAUGGAAGUAUUGAGAAAUCGCACUCUCGUGUUUGCAAAUGAUACUGGUAUCAGUUUAGAAGGCAAUGUUAUGCUAAAUUCUGGGGAAGUCAGGCACAAUUGGCUCGACCUAAUAAAGAAUGUAAAAAAGCAUGAUGCUGUAUUGUUGAAAUUGCCAGCGUUUGAGAAGGCAGUCUCCCAAGUACUCCUCGAUAUUAAAGUUGGUCGACGGGUGCUCUAUAUGUGCAGGAAAUUCAUGCCUAAGGUAAUGGUCGGCCAGUAUGAGCAACAGCUGCGACAACUCACAACCACGCUCUCAGAUUAUCGUGGCAAAAAAAAAUAUCCGAGUUCGUGGCCGGCCAGUCUGUCAGCCUAUGAAAUUGUCAUCGAAGCCGAAGCAGGUCCUUUGAUGUUAUCACCGACUGGACAAUUCAUUGUGCCGUCGUCUUGUCCAAGUUUUCUUUUGGUGAAUUUUAUUACGGAAAACUUAGAGGAGGCUACGAAGAGACUAUAUCAUUAUAACAACAUAAAGCACGUGGAACGGGAACUUCAUCAUGAGACUAUCAAAGAAUUAGGUUUAGCUGCUCUUAACAAGGACGAUAGCAUUACACCGGACCUUAUGAUACAAUGCUGCGAACGGCUGCUUCUACACAAAAAGGAUCUGGCACCAUCGCUUGAGGGCGUCAUGCUCUGGGUUACUCAUUAUUAUUCUGUUAUGAGCGAUGGUGUUCUUUGUGUGCCAUGGGAUUGGAGAUUCUAACUUUCGAUAAAAGAAAACAAAAUAUGUUAACGGUUGUUGUUAAGUCACUAGCGUAAGCAUAACGACAAUGCAAAUAAGUUUUACAAGUCCCGAAAUUUGCAAGAUAGUAUUUAUGGUAGCAAUUUAGAACAGGAAAUUGUCUGAACGCAUAAGAUAAAACUAUUAAACCAAUCGUGCCAAUCGCCAUACUGACUUUUUCUUUAUAAAGAUGUAAAACGAAGCCAGUAUGCUGAUCAGCACGGUCAAUUUUAAUCGAAAUAAGCCUUUAGAUAACAUUGUAAAAGUCAUAUUCUAAAAGUAGUACCUCUGUGUCGUACAGUUCAAAUAUUAUUAAUUCAACGACAGUGAAUUUGUAUUACUAGUGUCAAUAUCGUUUCUAACUUCGUGAGGACAAUUAAGGACAGAUUCCCUCGAAAGUAGCUGUCCCAAACGAGAUUUUUGUAAAAAAAGUAGGGUAAACAGAGUUGUCACAAAAUUGGAAAUCAGAGAAAUAUCAGGGAAAUCGAAAACGUGCAGGGAAAUCAGAGAAAAGUCAGGGAAUUUUAUUAAAAAUAAAAAUUCUUGGUUUUAGGGAAGUUUGAUGUGCGUAUGUAUAUAUAUCACACUUAUGCUGUUUUAGAAUACUACUAAUUUAAUAAUUAAA
Molecule: messenger RNA, 2169 nt
Organism: Trachymyrmex cornetzi
Lineage: Eukaryota; Metazoa; Arthropoda; Insecta; Hymenoptera; Formicidae
Product: T-cell activation inhibitor, mitochondrial
Exons: 8
Coding region: 54-1526 (490 amino acids)
Cellular component (GO): mitochondrion
Source: RefSeq, a predicted model, not a curated record